UAAAGAUCAAAACAAAACAAAACAAAAAAGAUUGAAACUAUCUCGUUUAAUUUAUCAAAAAUGGACUCUUGUAUCCAAGAACUUAAGUUCUCUCAUCUCCAUAUCCCAGUCACCAUCAACAGCAAGUUUCUUGUACAUCCAUCAAGUCCAACACCUGCAGAUCAGUCUCCUCGCCAUAGUCUCUAUCUAUCAAACCUUGAUGAUACGGUCGGAGCGCGUGUCCUCACUCCCUCCGUUUAUUUCUACCGAUCUAGCAAUGACCAAACCAAAAACAGAGAAUCUUUGGUACUUAAACGGCUUCAAGAUGCUCUUGCUGAGGUUUUAGUUCUGUACUAUCCACUCUCCGGUAGGUUAAGAGAAGUUGAAAAUGGGAAGCUAGAAGUCUUCUUCGGCGCAGAGCAAGGUGCGUUGAUGGUGUCAGCGAGUUCUUCAAUGGGCUUAGAUUAUCUUGGAGAUCUCACAGUGCCAAAUCCAGCUUGGCUACCGUUAAUCUUUCAUUAUCCUAAAGAAGAAGCUUACAAAAUACUUGAGAUGCCGUUACUUAUAGUUCAAGUAACGUUCUUCACAUGUGGUGGGUUUAGCCUUGGGAUUAGACUCUGCCAUUGCAUUUGCGAUGGUUUUGGAGCUAUGCAGUUUCUUGCCUCGUGGGCUGCUACUGCUAAAAACGGGAGACUGAUUGCAGACCCUGAGCCGGUUUGGGAUAGAGAAGUCUUCAAACCAAGGAAUCCUCCAAUGGUGAAGUACACACAUGAUGAGUACCUUGCGGUUGAAGAAAGAUCAAAUCUGACGAACUCUCUGUGGGAAACGAAGCCGUUGCAGAAAUGUUACAGGAUAAACAAGGAGUUUCAGUGUCGGGUCAAAAGCAUUGCUCAAGGACAAGACUCAAGCUUAAUGUGCAGCUCAUUUGAUGCAAUGGCUGCACAUAUAUGGAAAUCAUGGGUCAAAGCACUUGAUGUGAAGCCAUUAGAAUACAAUCUCAGGCUCACGUUUUCGGUCAACGUAAGAACAAGACUCGAAGCUCUCAAACUGAGAGAAGGGUUCUACGGCAACGUGGUGUGUUUGGCUUGCGCUACGAGCAGUGUCAACAAUGUUAUGAACGAUACACUUUCCAAGACAACGAGGUUGGUUCAAGAGGCGAGGGUUAGGGUAACAGAGGAUUACUUGCGUUCUAUGGUGGACUACGUGGAGGUGAAACGGCCAAAGAGAUUAGAGUUCGGAGGGAAGCUAAUGAUAACGCAAUGGACACGGUUUGAGAUGUAUGAGACUGCAGAUUUUGGAUGGGGUAAACCGGUUUACGCAGGGCCGAUAGACUUGAGACCUACGCCACAGGUUUGUGUAUUGUUACCUCAAGGAGGAGUCGAGUCUGGUGGUGAUCAGAGCAUGGUGGUUUGCCUUUGUUUGCCUCCUUCUGCUGUUCAUAAGUUCACUCGGCUUCUAUCUUUAAAUGAUUGAUAAAGCCAAUGAUGCGAUAAUAAUAAAAAAAGGAAGCCAUAAUAAAACACCAUUCACAUAUAUUAUCACAUGAUUUCAGUAUUCAGUUCUUGCAGUAACAGCAGUUGAUUUUUAUUCCGACAACUGUAAAAUACUCGAGAAACAAGUCACAGAAGAAAUCACCAUGAGAAACGAAACCCACACACAAAUAAAAGGACGACUGGUGAAGUUCAAGGCCAAGGUGUUUGAUGAUCUUUACCUGGAUCCAACUGUACAAAAAUUAGUUCAAGGCCAGUGAUGAUGAUCUUUACACGUUUACAAACUUCAGAACGCCUUCGGGACUUUUGACAGCUAUUUGC
Molecule: messenger RNA, 1790 nt
Organism: Brassica rapa (field mustard)
Lineage: Eukaryota; Viridiplantae; Streptophyta; Magnoliopsida; Brassicales; Brassicaceae
Product: omega-hydroxypalmitate O-feruloyl transferase
Molecular function (GO): acyltransferase activity, transferring groups other than amino-acyl groups
Source: RefSeq, a predicted model, not a curated record